CAAAAUAACAUGUAAUUGUUAAAUUUAAUAAAGAGAUAUUGAUUUUAAUAAUUAAGUUACUUUAAUUCUGUUAGCGCGUUUCUGCAGUUAGUUGGUAAUCGCAAUGGCUCAAGGGGUAGUAAAAACAGGAGCUUACCAAUACGAAGACGGGACAAAAUAUUAUGGUGAUUGGAAUGCACGGGGACUAAAACACGGUGCGGGUACUCUGGUACUACCCGAUGGAAUUCGAUACGAUGGCGGAUUCCAGAAUGGUUUGUGCUCGGGACUCGGUGUUCUUAUUUUUCCUGAUGGUGCUAAGUAUGAAGGAGAGUUUAUGCAAGGUUGGUUUCAUGGUCAUGGGGUAUUUUGGCGCUCUGAUGGCAUGAAAUUCGAAGGUGAAUUUCGCGGUGGAAGAAUUUGGGGCUUAGGACUUGUUACAUAUAGUGAUGGUUCGCAUGGCUUUCCAAGAAAUGAAGGCUUCUUCCAAGAUUGUCGUUUAGUCCGACGUCGGCGAUGUCCAGAAGUUAUUCUAAAAGCUCAGAAAAUAUCAAUGUUAGCACGAGCUCAAGCAUCUUAGAUUCAAAAUUUAUUAAAUUAGUGAUUUACCAUAAUCUAAAUGCAGAUAAAAAAUUGUAUUUUUUUUUCUUGAAUUGAAUUUAAAAUAAAUUCGAAUUAUUUAAUGUAAAAUAAAA
Molecule: messenger RNA, 671 nt
Organism: Microplitis mediator
Lineage: Eukaryota; Metazoa; Arthropoda; Insecta; Hymenoptera; Braconidae
Gene: rtp
Product: MORN repeat-containing protein 4 homolog
Exons: 4
Coding region: 104-556 (150 amino acids)
Source: RefSeq, a predicted model, not a curated record